GCCUAAACACCAAGCUCCCUCCGCAUCCUGCUCGAGCAGCCAGCCUUUCGCAACCUCAAUUGAGCAACCCAGUGCUCCAUCUCGCCCGCCGCGCUGAUCCCGCAGGCAGACGCACACACAUCCUCCUCCUCCUGCUGCUACUGCUGCCCCUCCACGCGCACGUCAUUGGAGCUGCCCCAAGCGUGGUAGCGGGCGCCCGUCCGCAUUCUUGACGUUCGCGCCUGGCAUUCCAGAGCCGCCCUCUCCAGCAGACUCAUCUCGUACUGCGGACGACUAGUACUAGUCCGAACGUACGAUGCCACAGUCACACGCCAGUACGGACCGAGAGUCGGUUUGGUCCGACGGGGACCACCGGCUGAAACAUCAACACUCUGCCUCUUCUGAUCAUGGCAGCCGAGCCUUGAUUCCCAUGUGGGACAGCUCCGACCCUGAACGUGCACCGCCGCCGUUGCCCUUGAACCCGCAGUCGCCCAGCUUCUCGUCGCGGGCCGGCACUAGCAUUGCCAUCCAGUCCGCCCAUGCUGCGCUGAGCGAGCGAGCGCGCGACACCGCCGCCGUCGUCCCCUCCCUGGCCAAGAGAGUCCAAGACGGCUCCCCCGAGAAAUCCAUGAUCAAGGGCCACCGUCGCAUGCAGUCGCUGCAGCCUGGCACCGUCCGGGACAUGAGUCUCAUGAUCGACGGCGGGCGAAACACUCCUGGCUCACCCAGCCGAUCCCUCGAUAGGCACGACCGACCGUCGACGCCCACCACCAAUAACAACAACAACACCAACCAGCUCCGAGAGAGCGCCAUCGAGCACGACACCUCCACCCCGGGUCCUGGCCCGAGCCUCACCCCAAUUGUUCGACCGACGGUCCGCCGACCGCCUCCCCAGAGCAUCCUGGGAGAGAAUACGCCGCCGCAGUCGUCGACUAUGCUUGCUCUUCAAAACAUGGGCAUCCAACAAGCAUCCCGAGAGGCUACGCCGGGUCUCUCCGGCGCCACAAAUGGCGCGACCUCUAGCAAAGGCACUCCAAACAUCGAGGCCUUGUCCGGUCAAAUCAUCAACCUCACUGGCAUCGCCCAAUCGCUGCAAAAGGAGCUUUCAGCGCUCAGCAGGCGCAGCCGCGACAAUGCCACUGACCUUCUCAGCCUCAAAGAGGCCACCAAUACCAGGGACGAAGACAUCCGCAGGAGCCUACGGGACCUGAUGGGUAACGUGAGCGAGGCUUCGAGCAGGAUCUCUUCGCGCGAACACUACUCUGGGCUGUUCCUUGACAAUAAGCCUCACUGUACCUCGCCGCCGCAUAGGGGGUCGUUCCAGCUGCCCCGAAUACCAUCACCCAAGAGCUUCGCCGAAUCCAUCGACCGCGCCUCCGUGAGUACGCCCUCACUUGUGGGCGUAGAUGGCCCGGCCUCCGUCGCCAUACUGGAAAGGAUCCUGCGCGGUCUGGGCACCAAGGAUGGGCAGGAGUCGCUGGUCGGCCUCCUUCACGAGCUCUCGCAAAAGGUGUCCGGGCUGGCGACGGCUUCAAAGGUGGACGAUCUCGCUCGCUUCGUUCGAGAAAAGUCGCAUAGCGCAGUCGUUCCAGAUGUGUCUGCGCGCGGCUCACAGUUUGGCGGCGAUGUUAUUCCCACCACGGCCAUGACCCAGAGAGUCGAGCGUCUUCUUCAGAGCAGCGAGAAUCGCAGCUUGCCAGCAUCAGCCGGGCGCGGCGCCGGACUCUUAAAUGAAGACCUGAUCAAGAUUAUUCAGUCGGUCAAGGAUAGCGUCGCGCAGGGCGGUGGUUUGACGGCCGAGGUCAAGGCCUUGGUGCGUGAACUCCGGGGCGAGGUCCUGGGGAUGGGACGUGAGCUCGGAAAGCGCCUGGAGAAGAUGGGCGUCAAGACCGAUGAGGAGUCCGACCCUCCGAGCAAAGACGAGGUCUCGAGAGUGAUUGACGAGGGUCUCGCACAGAUGAAGGAGCAGCUGAAUAACGUCCUUCGCGAGCAUCGGCGUCAGUCCCAGGCAUCUGCCUCCUCGCAGAAGACCCUGAUCGACUAUCAGGAGAUCUACAACGCCAUGCGUGCGGCCCUUCGAGACAACGAGGCAUCCCGCGGCGAGAUGCCCGAUCUGAGCCGAGAGGAUGUCAUCGAGGCUGUGCGUGACGCUUGGGAGAACUACAAGCCCGAGAUUGAGGUUCAGCAGCUUGGCCUGGAGCGCGACGAGGUUCUUACCUGUCUCAAGGAAGGCAUCCAGGAGUACAUGCCUCGCGAUCGAGGCCCGGUUGGCGCCACCAGGGAUGAAGUGUUCCAGGCCGUCGUCGAAGGUCUGAAGCACUUUGUUCCGCCGCGGAUGGACACCUCGGCGACCAUGUCUAGGGACGAGAUCAUCGAAGCUGUCCGCGACUGCCUCGAAGAGUUCGAGUUCCCGGUGGCAGCCUCUGCGAUUGGAAACGACUUGACGCACAAGGAAAUGGUCCACGCAGUCAAGGAAGGGCUAGAAGGGCUUGAGUUUCCCCGUGGAGAUGCCGUCGUCAGAGCGCAAUCCGACAAUGACGAAGUUCUAUUGCGUCUCCAAGAUAUUAUGGAGUACAUGAAGCUUGAGUUUAAGGCGGUCUCCGAAGAGGCAAAAGACAAUGUCGCGGCCAAUGGUCGAGACACGGAACAGGUUCUCGACGCCACCAAAGAUGGUCUGGAGAACCUCCGCAUCGCCAUCGAGAGCUACGUUGACCGCGUCUCCGGCACGAGUGGACAUGAGGAGCUCAUGGAGCACAUGUCCAGGACUGUCGAGGAGAUGAAGGAAGAGCUCUCUCGUGCGGUUACGCAAGCCAACGAUGGCGCGCGUGAGCAGCUCCAAACCGAGCUCGAUGGCUUGCGUGACGUUGUCAACUCGUCAAUGGUUCCUGCGACGCCGCAUACCGCAACCAACAACCACGAAGUCCUCGAUGCACUGCAGAAUGGCCUCAACAGCCUCAGGCAGGAGAUCCUGAGACCUCGACCCGAGACGAGCGAAAUUUUGGAUGCCAUCAACGAUGGCCUCAACGAGAUUCGAGCCGGAAUCGACAGAGUAACUAACAAGCCUGUCGACCUAACGGCUAACGAUGAGAUUCUGGACGCUCUCAAGGCUGGUCUGGACUCCGUCAGGUCUGACAUUGAGACGCUGCGCGAUGACAGCAAUGACAAAGCAGUAGCUACGGUCAAAAAUCUUGGGUCGGAUCAGGCCGUCGUCCCGGCAGACAUGGUCAAGCAAGAUGAUAUCAGAAAUCUCGAGGUUCUCAUCACGCAGCUCCGGAUCAAGGUCGAGGCUAUGGGCUCCGAACCGGAAACGGAAGCGGACAAUGUACAGAAGGAGGACCUGGCUCGCCUGGAGGACAUGCUUCGAAACGUCCAGGAGGGCGUCGAAGAGAUCUCUUCUCGAGAGCCCCCUGCACCAGCAGAGAAGGAGGCGUCGGACGCUGCUCCAGUCCCCAGCGAUGUCGCGACAAAGGACGACGUCGAAGCCAUUGAAACAAUCCUACGGAACACAAAAGCCCGCCUCGACGACCUCAUUGACGGCGAGCAAGCUGUGCGCAAGGAGCAGCUCGAUGCCGUAGAGGCCGCUGCAUUGGAGUCCAAGCAGACCAUGGAUUCCAUCGUCGAUCAGCUGGGAGCAAUCUCCAAAAAGGAGGACCUCACCAACUUCGAAACUCUGCUUACCCAGCUGACUGUCGGUUUGAGCGAGUUGAAGGAGCACGCGGACAAGGAAGCCGAAAAUGACGACAAGGCCACCAAAACGGACAUUGAGGCUGUUGAAACGGUCGUGCUCGAGAUAAAGACGGCCCUCGACGGCUUUACAGGUACAGACUUUGCGGCCCUGUCCAACAAGGAGGACCUCACAAACAUGGAGAACAUUGUCAAGGAGGCCAACCAGAAGCUCCAAGAGCUUUCCGAGGCAUCGACCAAAGCUCAGGAUGACCGGCAAGCCGAGAUUGUUGGCGUGGCGGACCGAGUGACCGAAGUCAAGACAUUCCUGGAGGAAUUUCAAGGGGCCAUCAAGGGCAAGCUCGAGGAGGGGGCGUCUGGUGUCGAGGCACUCAGCAAGCUCCUCGAAUCGAUGGGCGAGAAGAUUGACAAGAACGAAAACGUCGGCCAGGAUCUCAAAGACAUGUUCGACACCAUGAAGACGCAGUUCGACGAGUCCAAGGAAGUGGUCGCUGGUGCCAGGCUCGAAUCCGACGAGAAGCUCCAGGAAGCCACGGAAAGCAUCAGCACCAAGAUCGACGACAAGGUCACGGAGCUCAUUGCCAAAUACGACGAGUUCAAGACCACCCUCGACGAAAAGACGGCGGCGGGCGAGGCUCGUGACAUCGAGACGGAAGCUGCUGUUGUCGGAACCAAGGCGGUCGCGGACGAGCUGAAGCUGCUGAUUGAUGCUCUGGGCUCGACCGUCACGGAUUCGCUCGAGAAGAUGGAGGAAGCCUCCAAGACUGUGUUCGAAAAGGUUGAAGAGCUUGCUUCUCGGACCGAGGACCACCAGACCGAGGGCAAGUCUGAGCACGCGCAGACGCGGGAGCAUAUCCAGCAGGCCGUCGCAGUGGUCGAGGGCUUGCAGGGCGAAGUCAAAGAAUACCAGCCCCAAAUCCUGCAGGCCGUCAAGGACCUCCUCCUCCUCGUCGGAGAGCACUACGAGCACUCCAAGUCCUCUGCCACGGACCUUCAAGACAAGAUUGUGGAGUCGAAGCCGCCUGAGCAGCCCAUGCUGCCUCCUCCGGAGAAGUAUGAUGAUUCGGAGGUGCAGAAGAAGCUCAACACGCUGGUGGAGCAGAGGUAUGACGACUCGGAGGUAAAGGAAACGCUCAGCAAAUUGGUGGAGCAGAAGUACGACGACACCGAGGUCCGAGAGACGCUGGGUAGGCUGCUCGAGGACAAGUAUGACGACUCAAUGCUUCACGAGAAGCUCGACAAGCUGGUCGAGGACAAGUACGAUGACGCUGGUGUCCACGAGAAGCUGGACAAGCUUGUCGAUCACAGCGCCACGGCAACGGAGGCAUUUGCGCGCUUUGAAACCCUGGACAAGGUGCACGCGUCUGUCGUCAACACGGCUGCGGAGAUUUCUCAGUUCCUGUCUACUCAGACGCAGCGCAUCUCAGACGACCACGAGGACCGCGAGAAGUCUCUGCAAGAGACGGUCAUCUCCCUGGAGCGCCGGCAGGCCGAAAAGGAGCACGUUGAGGCGUCCAUCCUCAGCCUCAGGGACGAAGAAGAGAGACUUCGCAAGAGCGUCAUGGGCCUCCGGACGGAGCAGGAGAGUCUCAUCCGUCAGAAGACUAGGCUCACAGGCGACGUGUCCUCGCUCGAGACGGCUAUGCGCCUGCGCAAGGAGGAGCUCUCGGAGAUGGAGCACCGCGCGGAACGUCUCGAGCGACGCAUCAUGGAAGGCGUCAUGGACCAUUCGCGAGUCCUGCUCAUGUCCAAGUCCAGCAAGGACCGUGACAACAUGAGCCGCAAGCGCGUCAAGAAGCCUGCCAGCGCAGAGGCCGCCGAGAUGCCCAAGCCCCGGGCGGUAGUCAACAUGGCGCUACAGGCAAAGCGCAACCUGGCGCCGCCGACGUCCAACGGGGCCGCGAGACGUAUUGCGUCUCUCAGCCAGAUGCACAGCAACAUGUCGUCAGGUCUCGUCAAGCGCAGCCAGAGCGUGCGGACUCCAGCGGGCGCCAACGCGCUGCGGAAGCGCAGCUGGGGCGGCGGCCUCGGCAAGGCGUUUGACGCCGAGGACAAGGAGAAUGUCGGCGUUGCGGAGACGGUGGAGGAGCUGGAAGAGCCAGAGACGCCCCAACCGGAGAGAAGUGCCGAGAUUGACUUUGCGGGCGAAGAGACGACGGUGCUCGACUCGACGCUCGACGACGACGGAGAAGACGACGUGCACAGCGAGACCGGCACGCUGCGGCGGAGCAGCAUGGGCACCACGGUGAUGACGUCGAGCACCGAUCAGUACGACGGGUCCGAGGCCGGGACCAGCGAAUACAGCGACGAGUACAGCGAUUACACGGGGAGCGUCAUGGGCACCGACACCGGCACCGACCUGGGCGCCGAGAACGGCCUCGUGCUGUACGGCCAGUGAAGGGGGGGAGACGGGUAUGCGCUUCAACCGUGAAGGAUACACAGUAUGUUGCUUGUAUGGACUAGUACAGAUCGAGAUUGUUUGCCUUACCGCCUUGAGCGUUCAGUUUUGUUGGGUUUUGUCUUGUCUUGGGUUAUGUGUUUGUUUACGUCCAUGAUCCGUGACGGAUGGAAUAUGACGAGUACAUGACGUGUGUGAUGGAUGGCUUUGAAUUGUAACAAACAACAAGUAUUCAGUUUACUACACCUUUUGGAGACGA
Molecule: messenger RNA, 6320 nt
Organism: Purpureocillium takamizusanense
Lineage: Eukaryota; Fungi; Ascomycota; Sordariomycetes; Hypocreales; Ophiocordycipitaceae
Exons: 2
Coding region: 296-6061 (1921 amino acids)
Source: RefSeq, a predicted model, not a curated record